CAGUCUGGGCAGUGAUGAUGGCGGCGACGGCGGUUCCUGCGGCGGCUCCUGCGGCCGCGGCCGGCGCCUCCUCGGUGCACUGGUUCCGCAAGGGGCUGCGGCUCCACGACAACCCGGCGCUGCUGGCGGCCGUGCGCGGGGCGCGCUGCGUGCGCUGCGUUUACAUUCUCGACCCCUGGUUCGCGGCCUCCUCCUCAGUGGGGAUCAACCGAUGGAGGUUCCUCCUUCAGUCUCUAGAAGACUUGGACACGAGUUUAAGGAAGCUCAACUCCCGCCUGUUUGUGGUACGAGGACAGCCCGCUGACGUGUUCCCGAGACUGUUCAAGGAAUGGGGGGUGACCCGCUUGACCUUCGAAUACGACUCCGAACCCUUUGGGAAAGAACGGGAUGCGGCCAUCAUGAAGAUGGCCAAAGAGGCCGGUGUGGAGGUGGUGACCGAGAACUCGCACACCCUCUAUGACCUGGACAGGAUCAUUGAGCUGAACGGGCAGAAGCCGCCCCUCACCUACAAGCGCUUCCAGGCCAUCAUCAGCCGCAUGGAGCUGCCCAGGAAGCCCGUGGGCUCCGUGACGAGUGAGCAGAUGGAGAGCUGCAGGGCCGAGAUCCAGGACAACCACGAUGAGAGCUACGGCGUGCCCUCCCUGGAGGAGCUGGGAUUCCCCACGGAAGGACUCGGCCCAGCUGUGUGGCAAGGAGGAGAGACCGAGGCUCUGGCCCGCCUGGAUAAGCACUUGGAACGGAAGGCGUGGGUCGCCAACUACGAGCGCCCCCGAAUGAACGCCAACUCGCUGCUGGCCAGCCCCACGGGCCUCAGCCCCUACCUGCGCUUCGGUUGCCUCUCCUGCCGCCUCUUCUACUACCGCCUGUGGGACCUGUACAAAAAGGUGAAGCGGAACAGCACGCCACCCCUGUCCCUGUUCGGGCAACUCCUGUGGCGCGAGUUCUUCUACACAGCAGCCACCAACAACCCCAGAUUUGACCGCAUGGAGGGGAACCCCAUCUGUAUCCAGAUCCCAUGGGAUCGCAACCCCGAGGCCCUGGCCAAGUGGGCCGAGGGCAAGACAGGCUAUCCUUGGAUCGACGCCAUCAUGACCCAGCUGAGGCAGGAGGGCUGGAUCCACCACCUGGCCCGACACGCUGUGGCCUGCUUCCUCACCCGCGGGGACCUCUGGGUCAGCUGGGAGAGCGGGGUCCGGGUCUUUGAUGAACUGCUGCUGGACGCAGACUUUAGCGUGAAUGCGGGCAGCUGGAUGUGGCUGUCCUGCAGCGCUUUCUUCCAGCAGUUCUUCCACUGCUACUGUCCUGUGGGCUUCGGCCGCCGCACGGACCCCAGCGGAGACUACAUCAGGCGAUACCUGCCCAAAUUGAAGGGGUUCCCUUCUCGAUACAUCUACGAGCCCUGGAAUGCCCCGGAGUCUGUUCAGAAGGCGGCCAAGUGCAUCAUCGGCGUAGACUACCCCCGGCCCAUUGUCAACCACGCCGAGACCAGCCGGCUCAACAUUGAGCGGAUGAAACAGAUCUACCAGCAGCUGUCGCGAUACCGGGGCCUCUGCCUGCUGGCAUCUGUCCCCUCCUGCGUGGAAGACCUCAGCCAUCCUGUAGCCGAGCCCAGCUCAAGCCAGGCCGGGAACGUGAGCAGCACAGGCCCAAGACCACUGUCCAGUGGCCCAGCAUCCCCCAAACGCAAGCUGGAAGCUGCCGAGGAACCGCCUGGGGAGGAGCUGAGUAAACGGGCCCGCGUGGCAGAGGUGCCUGCUCCAGAGCUACCGAGCAAGGCCGUCUGAGACUGCAGCACCAUUGCUCCGGGAGCAAACCUGGGCGCCCAAGAAGGCCCCCCCCCCAUGGCAGCUGAGUGUGACCUGCACAGAAGCCAGUCGCCGACAGAGGCGGGCCGUGGACGCGUGUGUGUGUGUGUGUGUAUGCGCAUGUGCAGGGGAACAAGUGGUAUGCCUGUGUGUGUGCGCGUGAGUGUAUUGACACUGUGGAGCCUGGGCUAGAGGAGGAAUGCGAGGGCCAUGGCCCAGCCUCCAGACACAGGGCUAAGCCAUGGCUGGGACUUUGAGCCAAAACCUGCUGGAAAGCAGCUGCCUUGUCUGAGUAGCAAGAAUGGGGGGGCCCUUGCUACAACCCUGGCAUCUGCCUCCCCUGGUCUUCCUCCCACUUGACAUCAGACUGAGGAGUGUGGGAGCCACAGGAUUGGUUUCCUGAGGCAACCAGAGUCCGGCUGAGCCCCCACCAAGCCCCCCAGGUGGGCUGGGCACGGGAAUGCUGUUCAGACUCAGCCAUCACGCCUUUUAGUUUUAAAAGGUCCUGCAGACCCUCCCUUGCACAUCUGGCAUUGAGCACAAGGCUGUGGAACUAGAAAUUUCUGCCACGACACUCAGACACCCAGGCAGCAGGAUAAGUGCCAGUGUUAUGGGUGGUAGCCUGGUAGCCAAGGCCAGGAGCGAUAGCCAGUUCUCACAGUUCCUUCCAUGUUAGCAGUCAAGAGCCAGCCUUGAGCCUCCCCCGGAGCUGUGGGACAGCAAGGCUGAGGCCCCAUCCCUGCACCCCGCUCCUCUGGCCCCACUCCAGGACCUCACAGGACCGCUAGCCAGGGGAAGCCAUUCUGGUCUGUUCUACAGGCUUCCAGUGCCUGCCCCGGGCUGGUCCACAUCCAAGCUGCCAUGUCAGCUUGUCCUUGUGGCUGAGCUCCAAAGGCCUCCGGCAGAGAGACCCAGGCUUGGGGAGCACAGGGGCAGCAGGCACACCAGGCCUUGCAGAAACAUCUGGCAGGGGAAGUCUGACCCAAAGAAGCCAAGCCUUGCAUUCCUGGAGUGGCCUGCACCUCUACCUUCCCCCCUUCCCCACCCCCUCCUCCUACCUUAGGCCUGCGUGGACAAAGAUGUGAUGACAAAAGGGACAUGUUAGCAGAGUAAGUCUUCCUUCUACCCUGGCCUGCACUUGAGCCACCAGGAGUGUGUGUGUAUGUGCGUGUACAGGUGUGUGUACACAAAGCUGCGAGGCCAGUCCUCCUUGGGGGCCUCGGCCUCAUGUGUAACAUUAAGCUGGCCCUUGGGCCUCUUCCUCUCUACCUCCCCUGUGACCUUUUCCAGCCUCAGUGUUGCCACCUCCCUUGGCCCUGGCCGCGGCGCUCACUGUCCUGGGUCCUUGGACCCGAAUGCCUGCGGUCAGGCUCACAGCUUCCUCAGCCAUCCAGCGUGCUCACAGGCCUCUUCCAGAGAUGCUCCUCUGGAGGCCAGCUGUCACAUGUCUGUCACCCUCACUAGACAUGCUCCAUCGUCCUGUGGGGGCCUGUGUUCAGAGCAUUGUCCCCUGAGCCUCUCAGCCCCUCGUCAGGACUGACUGCUGGAAGAAGGAGAGCGGGACCUGUUUGAGAAAGCUGCAGGCUGAGGGCCACAUUUGGGGUUUCUAAAGCCGCCCCUCUGCAUGGCAGGGGGUCAUUCCUGCAGACUGGAUGAUGGCUUUCCCCCAGCUCCCUGCUGCCCCAGCCCUGGCCUGCAGGCCCAUGCCCAUGGCAGCCUUCCAGGGCAGUGGAGGGGUGGGAAAGGGUGAGCAAAGGCUGGCGGCCUGGGACACCAUGGAGUGUUUGUAACCCCUCUCUCUGCCCACCACCGGGCCAGGCUUGCCAACCUGGCCUGAAGGCCAGCAAGGGGAAGAAAUGGUCGCAGACAAGACGCACUUUGGAGAGCUUCGCCAGGAAGUCAUGUUUCUCCCACAGUUUGCUUGUGAUUCUUCACUGUUUUAUAAACAUCUGACUCUGUCU
Messenger RNA from Ochotona curzoniae (black-lipped pika), 3766 nucleotides. It is a transcript of the gene CRY2, whose product is annotated as cryptochrome circadian regulator 2. Bases 15 to 1784 code for a protein of 589 amino acids. The record is from RefSeq and is a predicted model, not a curated record. The transcript has 12 exons. Gene Ontology annotation, molecular function: FAD binding; DNA binding. Lineage: Eukaryota; Metazoa; Chordata; Mammalia; Lagomorpha; Ochotonidae. Gene Ontology annotation, biological process: negative regulation of DNA-templated transcription; circadian regulation of gene expression; entrainment of circadian clock by photoperiod. Gene Ontology annotation, cellular component: cytoplasm; nucleus.